Messenger RNA from Jaminaea rosea, 3420 nucleotides. RefSeq lists its product as hypothetical. The record is from RefSeq and is a predicted model, not a curated record. Gene Ontology annotation, molecular function: nucleic acid binding. The transcript has 2 exons. Lineage: Eukaryota; Fungi; Basidiomycota; Exobasidiomycetes; Microstromatales. The coding region runs from base 1 to 3420 and encodes 1139 amino acids.
AUGCCUCGGUGGCUCGAGGAAAGUGUUGAGGGCCCUCAGCAGGUGCAGCUCAGCAGUCCCACGUCUGCUCUCAACGCAGUAGCCGAAGCCACCAUCAGCAAUAGCCGCCCUCGCUCCCAAUCAGACGGCUUCGACGAUCCUUUCUUGUCUAAGAAGCUUGAGAACCAGACUGCAUCGGCUAGCACCCUCGAUGAUCUCAACGACCAGCUUACGAAAGCCCGUCAAGCAUUGGAGGCGCUAGCCACCACGGAGCAGCCUCGCACCAGCGCCACUCUUCCCCUCACCUCGGUCCCACAGCUGGCCUCGCUCAGCAUCGGUCGCAGUCCUCCUGCGCCUGGACAGAGGCCCACCCGCGUCACAUCACUGGGCCACCUUAGUCGUCUUCCAAAGAGUGGCGUCGCAGAGACUUCACAGUCCGGCCCCGCCCUUGAGCCUUCCUCCCCUCAACGGCGCCAGCGUUCCAAGACGAGCAACGAUUGCAAGCUCCCCAUCCAGAUUAUCACUCAAGUCGGCGGCGGAGCCCGCAACCAUUACUCCCUUGGCGCUCUCAAGACCAAAUGGAUCAUCAGCGGGGACAGUCCUCGCUCUUCUUCGAGCCGAAGGAGUCGCGCAAGCAGCAGCGUGCUCGACAGCAGUCGCUCCAAUCAUAGCUUUGCACAGCUUGAUUGGCAAGAGUCAGGGUCGCCUUCUCGCUCUCGUACACACUCGGAAGAAGUAGGCAGUAUCUCUGUACCUAGCCUAGCCUCAGCCUCUUCACCUGCGCGCCGUGGACGCUUGCCCAGUGGAGCACUGCGUGCCCGACAAGACUCUGGCUCCUUUUCAGUACACUCUUUCUCCCAGAGACAGCAGUCUGCUACCGCGGCGCUGGGAGCACCAGAGUGGCGCGCCAAUGCCGCACCCGCUACCACACGUACGCACAGCCAGCCGCCUCCUUUGGCGCCUUCGGCGAGUACCCUUCCUCCUCGUCAUGCCUUACCCAUGACCAAGUCUAUGAGCGUGCUGCCGUCUACGGGCUCCUCAACCUCGCUCCUUAAUUCCUCGCCACCUAGGAAACGUGCCAUUACGGACAUGACCGCCGACCAGACUGCAGUGCCGCAACCUCAGGGCCCUCGCUGCAGCCACCUGCUCCCUUCGGCGGAGCUCGCCUCACCUCUUCAGCCCAUUACGACCCGCGACGGUGGCAGCCUAGCCGAGAGUGACAGCGAUGACGAGGUUCCUCCUUCUGCAGUUGCCUCGGCCUUGCAGUACUACCGCACGUCUCCCAGCCGACCACCGAGCUACGACAUUGCCCAACGUCUGCCCUGCGAGCUUUGUGGCGCCCUUGUCCUGCGAUGGGCUAUCUUGCUGCCUUGCGGGCAUCGAGCUUGUACGGCUUGCUGCUGCUCGGGCGUCAACCAAGUCUCGACUACGCCUCCCCGAGAGCACACUUGCGCAGCGUGCGGCCAGCUGGUCGAAGGCAUUUCGCUGUCGCUCCCUGCAGCAGAGGCAGCACGAGCAGCCGCCAUGCCGGCUCAACAGCAAGGUCGUUCGGUCUUCUCUCUACCGAGUAAUGAGGGCGACCGCGCUUCACCUCGCCGACAGCGCGAAAGGAGCUCGGAGAUUCGUCGCUUCCCGGGCGUCACCGAAGCGCUGCUUGGCCUUGACAAGCCCUUGCCUGCCGAGAUGGCAAGCAAGACACUCACACAAGUCGCCGAGGAGUUCCAAGUUGACAAGUACAUGGCUGCCUCUGCCCUGACCACACCUCCACGAGCUGGACAGCAUCUUCCCCUUUCGGUCUCCCCAGAGACGACUUUCAAUACUGACGAGUCCUUCGUUCUCAGCGAGCACGCAUCCUUCUACAAGCCCAAGCAUGUUGGCCAGGCUGCUCUGCAUAUUGGCAACGACGCAGUCAAAAGAGGCAAGCCACUACUGCCUGCGCAAGGCAUCUCAACAAAUCUCUCUCAAGCGGCAGCGGUCCCUUUCUUCCCCACCGCCUCGAGCACGUCUGACCUCUUCUCGGCCAGCGGAGAAAAUGAGCCUUAUGCUGUCGUCAGGAUGGACAACAUUCCUUGGCGUACAUCGUACCAAGACGUCAUACAAUGGAUCCCUGAAGCCGACACGCUGUUGCCUAACGCCACUGCACUGCCGCAGCCCGUUCACGUGCCUCUCGACCUCAGGACUGGCAAGACGGCCAACAGCGCCUUCAUUGAGCUUCGUAAUGCAGAUGCUGCCAAGAAGCUCAUUCGCAAGCGUAACAACACCAAGCUGAUGGGCAGACCUGUAUCACUCCUCCUCUCGAGCUACGACGAGCUCCUUGCAGAGCUCUUUCCCGUACGCGAGCCUCUCCCUCCCGGUGUCUCCUACCAGCACGCCGCCUACUGGACACCAUGGCAGCUCGACCAGCUCCUGCAUCUCAUGGACUUCGGCGCUCCUCAACUCAAGAGCCCAAUCAAGCCCAUUGAGCUCACCAUCAGCCUCGUCGAGCUUGCACCUGCCGAGCUGCCCUACGAGCACAAGCUGCUGCUUGCGGAGCGUACCCUCGAAGUCUAUUGCCAGGGUACACAGUGGCUCGCCCAUGCGGUUGAGGGGCUGUCCGACGCUCUUGAUCGUCUUGUGCUCGCCAUUGCUAGCUGCGCCGUACUCUCGGUGGACCUGAAGGACAAGCUGCUCGAGUACAUCCGCCAUCUCUCGAGCAAGUCGAACCAAACCAAGAAGGUGAACACGCUCCUAGGACCCCAAGCACAAGCUUCAUACUAUCAACAGCAGUACGCCAUGGCAACGGAGCAUGGAGGUGCGCACGAGUAUGGCUACAAUCCCUCUGCGCAGCCGCUAUCCGCUCCUGACGCUAGCGCUUCUCGCGAAGCUCUCUGGCCACCACCACCAGCGUCCACCACAACUGACUCGGGCCACUACGGCUACACGCUACAUCAGCAAUACACUCAGCAACGCUCCGCACCUGCUACUACCGGGCGCAGUCCCUACUACUACCCAGACGGCUCCAUGAGCGCGACGAUGGCUCGCCAGGAUAAGCAGCUCGGCCUCUCCCACUACCCAUACCAGCAGACGUACACGCAACCUCCCGACGCUGACUACGAGUAUGGCGACUACGAGUACGACGCAUUCUCUCCAAUUGUAAAUCAGGGUCAUCUCUCGUCGGACUCGGCCCGUGCGCUUCCUCUCACAGGCCACGUUGGUCCAGUCGACCCGCAGAGCACCACCUCCACUCACUUCUCUCAGCACUCCCAGCAUCACGACGAAUCUCUCAGCCGAAGGGGAAGCUACAGCGAGCGAGUCCGACAAGGCAUCAAUCACUACUCGGCAACUAGCACUGCUUUCUCGGCGCACUCUGCGAAUCCUUGGAAGUCAAUGUAUGAUGAGACUCACUUUGAGCACCUUGUCAACUCGGUCGCCUCGCGCCUUGCUGCCGAUAGCCACACGUAG